AUGGCAGGACCUACCAUUCCAACUCGUGUGAUGGUCGUCUCAAACACCCACGAGCAUUCCCUAGACGGCACCACUAUGCCACAGGUCGAUGUUUUACUACAUACAGGGGAUCUUACAAACUUCGGAGAACUAGACGCAUUGAGAGACAGUGUGAAGAUGAUAGGCAGUAUCGACGCAGAGUUGAAAUUGGUCAUUGCAGGUAAUCACGACAUGACACUCGAUAAAGUUCGUAGAGUCGAGAACCUGUCGGACGAAGAAUACAAGAAGUACCAUGAGCAGGCGAUGGAGAUAAUGACGGGUUCUUUGGCGAAAGAGGCGGGCGUUACAUAUUUUGAGGAAGGAACGCAUAGCUUGACACUCAAAAAUGGUGCUAAGUUUAGUGUGUAUGCUUCGCCUUAUACACCUGGAUCUGGUGGAUGGGGAUUCCAAUACCAAAACCACGAAGACCGUUUCAACACUCAAAAUCAAACAUCUCCUGGAAUGACAUCAAUCGGAGGACACACGAUUCCUUCAGGCAUCGACAUCAUCAUGACCCACGGUCCUCCACGUUCGAUACUAGACCAAGUCGACAGCCAAUCAUUAGGCUGUCCUAAUCUUCUCCGCGCAGUCGGUCGUGUUAGACCUCUACUACAUUGCUUUGGCCAUAUCCACGAAGGUCAUGGUGCGAACAUCGUCACCUGGAAAGAGGAUGGCAGUGUGAAGGAUCCGGAACCAGCAACGCCGUUGGAGACGGAACAGGUUAAUGAGUAUCCGUAUGCUAAUGAGUGGCUUGUGAAAGUUGGGAAGCAGACGCUUAUGGUUAAUGCGUCUAUUAUGAUGAAUACGGCGAAGGGGAUGAGGCCGAAUUGUAAGCCUUUUGUUGUUGUUGUGGAUUUGCCGAAGAUGGAAUAA
Glarea lozoyensis ATCC 20868 is the source of this 891-nucleotide messenger RNA. Its product is annotated as Metallo-dependent phosphatase. The record is from RefSeq and is a predicted model, not a curated record. The coding region runs from base 1 to 891 and encodes 296 amino acids. NCBI's taxonomy places the organism in Eukaryota, Fungi, Ascomycota, Leotiomycetes, Helotiales, Helotiaceae. The transcript has a single exon. Gene Ontology annotation, molecular function: hydrolase activity.